Molecule: messenger RNA, 1812 nt
Organism: Cladophialophora psammophila CBS 110553
Lineage: Eukaryota; Fungi; Ascomycota; Eurotiomycetes; Chaetothyriales; Herpotrichiellaceae
Exons: 6
Coding region: 1-1812 (603 amino acids)
Biological process (GO): transmembrane transport
Molecular function (GO): transmembrane transporter activity
Source: RefSeq, a predicted model, not a curated record
AUGUCUGAAAAGGUAGAUGCCUACCCAGUCAUCCAGGAGGAACGAUCCUCCGGCCAUGAACUUUGCACCAUGGACACCAACAACACCGUCUCGACAGGCUUUGAAGAAACAGAAGACGAGAAUUUCAAAUAUGGCUUUACAAGGAGCGUCGCUUUCGUGGGUCUCGCCCUGGGGUUUUACUCUGACAACAUGGUAGCAUCGUCUAUCUCUUCUGUUCUAACACACAUCAAUGCCGAACUCGGACCAUCUACAGCUUAUGCCUGGACCAUCACCGCAAUCUACACGGUAGUCUCGAUUACCGCUCCCUUCGUUGGACGUCUUGGCGAUAUCUUUGGAAGGCGAAGCAUUCUCAUCCUCGGCAACGUGCUAGGUGUCCUAGGCUGCAUUGUCUCUGCCACUGCGAAGUCGAUCAGCACCCUCAUAGUCGGAGCUGUCAUCCUUGGACUUGCUUCUUCCAUGGAUCUGCUUGGAUGGGCUGCCGUGGGUGAGACCGUGCCCAAAAAGUACCGUCCUGUGGCAGUCGGCAUGUACGAAGUUUCCAUCACCCCAUCUGCAAUCUUUGGUACACUCAUAGGGCUUACACUGCAAGAUCAUACUGCAUUGGGAUGGCGCAACAUCUACUGGAUAUGCCUUGGUCUCCAUGGCCUGGCGAUUCCCCUCCUAGCUUUCUUCUAUCACCCGGUCAAUCAAUACAUUGCGGAAACCGGCAAGUCCAAACGGGAUCAGAUGAAAAGCCUCGAUUACAUUGGUACUGCACUGUUCGCCAUCGGCCUAUGCCUCUUCUUGAUCGGCUUGUCAUUUGGCGGCACAAAAUAUCCAUGGUAUUCGGCAGGAACCAUUGGGCCUCUUAUUAUUGGCAUCGUAUUUCUCGUCUUUACUGGUCUGUACGAAAAAUAUACACACAGUCCAUACAACAUCUUCCCACACUCGGUGAUGAAGAACUACCGUGGGUUCAGUAUCGUUACUGGAGUCGGAUUCCUCCUCGGUAUGCUAUACUACUCGACUUUGAUCUUGUGGCCAAUUCAGAUUGCGACUUUUUACUCCAGAAAUUCAAUCACCAUUGGCGUCUACGGCAUGUCUUGGGGCUGGGGCAGCAUUAUAGGUGCCAUGGUCAUGGGAUUUAUCAUAGAAAGGGUCAACCAAGCCAGGUUCCUCUUGACCGCUGUCGUUCUUCUGAUGACAGUUUGCAUUGGCACUCAAGCUAUUGUCGGCAUUCACACCAACGUGGCCUCUUGCAUACUUGUGGCUCUCACCGGUAUGAUGCUCGCCUGCGCCGUCGUGACUACGAACUCGAUCAUCCAACUCUCCGUACCUCACCAGUAUAUUGGUGUAGCCAUGGGAAUCGUAACGACAUCUCGCUAUGUUGGCGGCUCCGUCGGCUCAACCAUCUACCAGGUGAUCCUCAGCAACCAGCUCUCAGCCAAUCUGGGAAAGAACGUGGCCACGGCUCUAGCAAAGGCUGGAGUUCCAUUCGCCGACAUUCCAGCAAUAGCUGGAGCCAUUGCUCUUGGAGAGACAAACAGUCCCGCAUUAGCUGGUGCAAGCCCUGCAGCCCUCGGUGCUGGAGUUCUCGCGCUCAAAUUGACGUACGUCCAUGCCUUCAAGAUUAUCUAUCUCACGUCGAUCGCAUUUGGGGUUCUCGGAAUCACCUGUGCUGCGUUCUCGAGGAACAUUGGUGAGUUUCUGACCAACAAGCUUGACGUUAAAACGGACACAUCAAUUCAUCUUGGACUUCAUGAGGUCCACCUGGGUGGGCACGUUCUCAAUCAGGAUGGUGAGGAGAUCACUCGAACAUCGAGGGUCACCAAGUGA